GUAAUGAAUUAACCAAUAAUGGGUCUUCGUGAAUACUAGCAACUAAUUGUCCAUUCCACAGCACGAUUCAGAAUAUCUAUUUCGAGAUGUACACCGGCUACCGUUUUAAGCUGGAGUGCCGUAAAUCAAAGCACCUGCAACAGAGUAGCGAUACCUUUACGACAGCCGAUGAUCUCUAGCACAUGCAUAUCACGGUUGGUUUGUUCGAUUUGCCGCUCAGUAUGAUAGUCAAACUAAGGUGAGCCUCAGUGACACGGUCCGGUAUUGAAAUGAUUCGGUUAAAAUUUUUGCUGCUUCACUUCGUCAGUAUCAUUAUGAUCGGCUUAACAUGUGAACGUAACGCCGCGCUGUACAGUGUAACACCAAAAUCACAAGAACAAGUGCGUUAUUUGAGAACACUGGAUUUGAACAAUGGCUCACUCGAUUUUUGGGUACUAACGACGUUAAUAAAUUACGAAGCCCACAUAAAAGUACCGGUUAAUGAUGUUUCGAACUUUCGAGAUGAUUUGGAACAACAUGGCAUGCAACCAACAGUAGUAAAUCCAAAUUUAACUUCGUGCAUAAAUUAUACGCGUUCUGAACGAUUCGCACGGUAUAAUUCGAUCGAGUCUUUGGAUAUCACGAAAACCUAUCUGAGAUACAACACAAUGAAUCAGUACAUUGAUUACUUGGGCCGGAAGUAUUCCGAUAUCGUCACUAUCAGCACGGUAGGAAGUUCAUAUGAGAAUCGACCUCUUCGAACAGUCACCAUAUCACAACAGCGGAACUCAUUUAACAGACACACGAUUCUUAUCGACGCCGGCAUACACGCGAGAGAGUGGCUCGCUCCCGCCACCGCUCUCUACGUCAUAGAUCAGCUUGUUCAGCACACAGACAGAAACCGUGAUCUGUUGGAAAACGUUACGUGGGUUAUACUGCCACUCGUCAAUCCAGACGGUUAUGAAUACUCUCUGAUGAAGGACAAAUAUUGGCGGAAAAAUCGUCAUCCGCUUAGACACUGUGUAGGAUCCGACGCUAAUCGCAACUUCGAUUUUCACUGGGCUGAAAAAGGAGUUUCACGGCACGAAUGCAGCCAAACCUAUCCAGGCCCGAAACCAUUCUCCGAAUCGGAGGCAAGAGUCGUCCGCCGAUUGCUGCUAUCGAAAAACGAUUCAAUCAUGUUCUAUCUAACUUUACACUCGUAUGGCCGCUAUCUCAUGUAUCCUUGGGGCUACCGGAAAGGGCUUCCCCAGACAUGGCGGACAAUGGACGCCGUAGCUCGUGCGGGAUCCGCAGCCAUGAAACAAUCGCACAACGUAAAUUACAAGGUCGGCGGAGCGGGCAAAAUCCUCUACGAAGCUUCGGGAGGCAGCGAUGACUACGCACUAGCUGUUGCGCAAAUACCAAUCGCACUUAUCAUGGAACUUCCCGGUGAUGAGAGAGGGUUUCACCCGGCGGUGAGUAAGUUGCAGCCCUUCCUCGAGGAGGCAUUCAGUGGCAUACGCGCAAUGGCUCUCAAGGUGAUGCAGAUUAUGGUAUAAGUGGUAUACGCUAUAAAAUAUUGCUCGACCAGGUGCAGUUUAUGAUGGUUUUGUUUAAGAAAGAAAUAUUCCACAAUCCACCGUUUCAACAAGUUUUAUACAAGUGCCUUCAUAUUCAAGUAUUGUUAUUUUAACAAGGUUGGCUUAUUGAAAGUAAAUCUAUCUUUAAUACUGAUUUGUUUUCUAAGCAGAAGAUGAUAUUUCAC
Molecule: messenger RNA, 1726 nt
Organism: Wyeomyia smithii (pitcher-plant mosquito)
Lineage: Eukaryota; Metazoa; Arthropoda; Insecta; Diptera; Culicidae
Product: carboxypeptidase B-like
Exons: 2
Coding region: 270-1520 (416 amino acids)
Biological process (GO): proteolysis
Molecular function (GO): metallocarboxypeptidase activity; zinc ion binding
Source: RefSeq, a predicted model, not a curated record